Messenger RNA from Sceloporus undulatus (fence lizard), 5661 nucleotides. It is a transcript of the gene PRPH2, whose product is annotated as peripherin 2. The transcript is spliced from 3 exons. The record is from RefSeq and is a predicted model, not a curated record. NCBI's taxonomy places the organism in Eukaryota, Metazoa, Chordata, Lepidosauria, Squamata, Phrynosomatidae. Gene Ontology annotation, biological process: visual perception. The coding region runs from base 1500 to 2561 and encodes 353 amino acids. Gene Ontology annotation, cellular component: membrane.
AGAGCAGUAGAGGGCAGGGAGUCUUGGAGAUGUCUCAUCCACUGGGCUGGUAUGAGUCAAGGCCAACUCAUGGGCAAUUAACAACAUCUGUCCAUGAGGAUGUGAGGCUAAUCGGGAGGACUGUUCCUCUUACAAUAAACCAUGUAAUGAAAUUGGUGUAUUCUCUUUUUUACCAAUUAAAGUACUCAGACAUAUCUUAGGACUUGGUAGUAUUUUAUAACAUUCUGUUUCUGAUAGCUCUUCCUGUAGAGUGAGCACAAGAAGCUGAAUGUGUACAAGAUGAUGUGACAUCUCCCACCUCCCCUCUGCAUUUCUUAAAAUCAUCAUUGCACUAGGUACAUUGACUAAAACAGUUCACUUAAAACACUUCCUUAGUACUUAGGCAUAGGAGAAAGAAACAACAUGUCUUAUGCAUUGUUUCAUUCCCCUCCCCCCCACUUCUCAACAAAAUAUGAACAUUGGCAAGUACUGCCAUACCCUACUCUGUGGUUUGUUUGUUUGUUUGUUUGUUUACUCUCAGAAUACCCUACUAAGAUUCUCAAGAUCUACAAAAGGUACUCUUCUUUCUAAAGCUAUGACGUUGUAGUAGAGAUUCCCUCCUUACUUGGUGGGACAACUACAUCCUUCAUUGGUGUUACAUUGCAUAAAAGGUUUUGUUUCUUAAACCCUCACCAAGCCCUGUGCCACUAUUGGCCCAGUGUGAUUAACCAUAAGCAGCUCAUGACGGAGACUAGUUUUGGAUGCAAAAAAUGGCCAUGGUUGAUAUAGCUUCAAGACUGCUUUAUUGUACUUCCAGUUGUGAAAAUUUUGUUUGCUGGGCUUCCUCAGACUUAGAUUUCAGUUCACUUAAAACAUGACCUUAAUUCCACCCCUGAAAACACAUUAGCCAGAGGAUGUCAUUCAAGGUGAGUGACACUGGAAAAAAAGGAUAUGGUCUUAGUGGCUUGGAACAAUUUGUAGUCAGUGUAUAACAAUGUCUUUCAUGUACUUUUUAACCAGUCUCCAGUUUCCUGUCAAAAAGUACCUAGUCCUCUUUUUAUAUCUUGGUUUCCAUUUGUAAUGCACUGCAAUGCAUCAUGUGAAGGUCCAAACCCACUAAAUAGUAAAAUGAGGGAUUAUUUCCACUGCUCAUCUGCUGGCAGAGAUUUCUCUAAAUUGGAUUACACUAAUUAGUAUUAGAAUGACGUAUUGUGGAUCCAGCUUUAAUCAUUUGCAACUUUGAAGCUUCUAUUCCUUUGCGUAGAAGGGACCACCAGAAAUAGUUGCGCAUCCCAUUUGCCAAUAAUAUUUUUUUUCCACUUCUUUGAAGCGUUUCAGUUUGACUACAAAGGUUCAACUUCAGACUCGGCAAGAUGGAAGAGUCAAACAAUGGCUCAGCCAGAGCGACUCUAUUUGGAAUCUUCAAGGCCUGAAUGGUGAGAAUUCUUCCUGCGCUUGUUCCCUUUACCAAAAAAAAGGAUUAAUUUUUGUGGAGUCUUGGUACAUUCAACAUCACGAACAUGGCAGUGAUGAAAGUCAAGUUCAACCAGAAGAAAAGGGUAAAACUAGCGCAAGGACUAUGGCUCAUGAACUGGUUGUCAGUGUUUGCAGGGAUCGUUGUUUUCUCAAUGGGAUUGUUCCUGAAAAUUGAACUCAGGAAGCGAAGUGAGGUGAUGGACAACUCUGAAAGCCACUUUGUGCCCAAUUCCUUGAUAUUGGUGGGUGUAUUAGUCUGUGCAUUCAAUGCACUUGCAGGCAAGAUAUGCUAUGAUUCUCUGGAUCCUGCUAAAUUUGCAAAGUGGAAGCCUCUUGUGAAACUUUAUCUAUUGGUGUGUGUAUUUUUCAAUGUCUUCAUCUUUUUUGUCGCUCUCAUUUGCUUCCUGUUGAGGGGUUCUCUGGAAAGUACGCUAGCGCAAGGGCUAAAAAGUGGAAUGAAAUUUUAUCGUGAUACAGAUACUCCAGGAAGGUGUUUCAUGAAGAAAACAAUUGAUUUGCUCCAGAUGGAGUUCAAAUGCUGUGGAAACAAUGGUUUCAGAGACUGGUUUGAGAUUCAGUGGAUCAGCAACAGAUACUUGGAUUUUAGCUCCAAAGAAGUGAAAGAUCGCAUUAAAAGCAAUGUGGAUGGAAGAUACUUGGUGGAUGGCGUCCCCUUCAGCUGCUGCAACCCAAGCUCCCCACGACCCUGCAUCCAGUAUCAGGUGUCGAACAACUCGGCUCACUACAGCUAUGACUAUCAAACGGAAGAGCUCAACUUGUGGAACCGGGGCUGCCGAGAGGCUCUGCUGAAGUACUACAGUGGCAUGAUGAGCUCCAUGGGAGUUUUCGUCCUCUUUGUCUGGCUUUUUGAGAUGUUGGUCAUGAUAGGAUUGCGGCUGCUUCAUACCUCCCUGGAGAGCAUUGCCAAUCCAGAAGAUCCAGAAUGUGAGAGUGAAGGUUGGGUUCUGGAGAAAAACCUGAAAGACACUUUCAAAUCCACCCUGGAAAAUUUGAAAAAUAUGGGUAAAAAGAACCAAGUGGAUGCAACUGCAGAAGGCGCAGAAGGUGAAGGAGCAAAAACCCAAGCAGUCUCAACUGUCAGCUGAGUAUUUUGGCUAACAAGACUGUUACCAAAGACUGGGAUGUGUGAAUAUUCACUUUUUAAAAGUUGUAAGCCAUCACAGCUAUACAUUUGUAUACACCAAGCAAUCAUUUUUGUACAUAUGGCCAAUACUGUAUAGUUCACAUCGGGAUAAUAGAGGCAUCCUUACAGUAGGUACAUGAGACAGCCAGUCACUUCUAUGGGAAAUGGUAUAAUACAGUACCAUGUUUUUGAAGCAGAUAACAUCAAGUUGUUAGGCUCAUUAUAUUCCCAUCUGAAAUAAGAUUUCCUAAAAAAUGGAAUAUGGGAGACUGGUUGGUAUUGUCUUGUAUUUUUCUCUCUUCUCACUGGAAAUUUAAUGGGAAAGUUUAAAAGUUAACUAUUUUUAUACCAAAGUUUAUGAAUUUAUUUGGAAAAUGUAAUAUACUUUAAAACAGGUACCUUAGUAGGGCAAAAAAUAUCUUAAGAUGUCAAACAAGGUAAAAGAUGCUUGGAAAGGUAUACACCUUGAAACCUCAGUUUGGACAGAAUCAAAGGUUUAAAGUCAUUACAGAAGAAUAAGCUUCUACCAUGUUCAAAUAAUGUACAAAAAAAGUACAGUUAUACUGAAUGUUUAUGCACUGAAUAUAAACUUGUGAUUUUAUAGACGCAAGAUAGCAUUCAUUCAAACAAAUACCAAGAUAAGCUAUAGCCUUAGUUGCCUGCAGCUGUUCAGGGUACUGUCAUACCCAAUCAUUAUGGUAGCUAUUGCUGUAUCUUGUUUACUAGACCUGCUACAAUAAAUUGGAAAUUAAAACUAAGCUCUGUCUUGUAAAGUAAUCAUGGCAACUAACUGGUAAUGCUUGGUUGCCCAAGGAAAAAAAUGGACUUGAAUCAACAUUUGGAUUUUGCAGUUCUUCCCAGAUGUUGAGAAAGACAAGCUGCUUAGCAAUAAAAGGACCACACAUUAAUUCAGUGAAUUGGAUGCAAUGGAAGAAAUACUGAACUUGACACUUUCUGCAGCCUACGGAAGACCUUGUUGACUUGAUGCAUUUUGUAAUCCAGACAUACCCAUCAUGAAUGUAUUGCUGUGAAAGCGACGAUCUUAGCAAAUUCCCCUUUAAUUUUAUAAGCUGAAAUGAAAUAUGGGAACAUGACUUGUAUGUAAAGAGAUUUUUAUCAUUGUUCUAUAUGAAGCUUAUAUUUUAUAUUUAUUUAUAUGUACAUAGUACACAACUAUGUGUAUUUGUCCAUAAGCCUUUCCCAAGAGAAAGCAAAAGCCUACUCUUAAACUUUUAACUAGCGCGGUCAGAUUCCUAGAUGCUCUUGAACAGUCCUUGUCAAAAAGACUUAACUGUCCACAGCAACAGGGUGUCUGUGGUAUUAUGGAAAUAAAAGAGCAGGCUAGUAAGGCUCAAGGAAGGCAGCUGUGAAAGAUGUUAAUUGAGGAGGGACUUUCAUAUGGAUGAAGGGAAAAUGUUUUGAAACAUGGUUUGCAUAUGAAGAUGCCUUAUACUGAAUUGGUGUGUAGUCCCUCUAAGGUUAGGGAUGUAUUCCACUUUCAGUAGCUCUUCAAGACCUUUUCCAGCUUUGAUACUUGGGUUGCUUUUAGCAGGAAAAGGCAGGAACUAAAAUGGAGACCUUCUAAUUGCAUCCUUCCAUUAAGCUGUGGCAUCAUACAUGCAGAUCGGAAACUAAGGCAGACAAAUAAUUGCUUCUAGAUGUGAAAUCUAGAUUUGGAAUCUAGUUUUCAGACCUUCUAGAUACAGAAGUAUAAUGACAGCUAGAGAAGCAGAGAGCUUUGAAAUAAGAGGUAUGGCACUAAAGUUGUCAAGAAAUGAAUUAGGGAGCCAUGAAAGACUGAGUUGAUCGCCACUGAUGGAGUUUAGCAGUCUAAAAAAACAGCUUGGAGGAAAUAUCAACAAAGAGUUCAUUACAAUAGCCUCAAUAAAUGGAGGCUGGGGAAUAUUGACAGGAAGAGAAAGGUAAGUAUUGAAGAUAAAAUGACAGGAUUCUGCAGCUACUUAGACAUUUAGAGGACAGUCAAGUGAUAACUUAUCAAGGACUCUGGAAGCUCUGGAGCAUUGUUCCUUGAACUGUACAGGGUUUUCUCGGCUUUAAUAAAAAGGACAUUUCUAUUAAAUGUGUUGUCUUACCAGUUUCCAAAUCCUUUCUUGCUCUCUGCAUAGAAAAUGUUUACAAUAUUGGUAUCAAUUCCUAAAAGAAUUCAGCACUUCUGUGUUCCACAACAGAAAACAAUUUCGAAAGCAGAUUUUACAAAGGGGGGGGGGAGUGUAUUUCUUGCACAUAGCAGAAGCACUAAACAGCUGAGCUAUUACAGAUAUGUAAGGUCCGUAACCAAAGUGUUGAUACAGCCUUGAUCUGCAAGGGAGGUAGUUUGGUGAACAUUCUCAAAGGACAAAUUUAACUGAUUUCUGAAUCGCCAUUUGGGGAGAUCUCUGAGUGCAGUGCUAUGUGAUGCAUCUAUAGUUAUAUAAAGUUCCACAAGUUAAUGUAUCACACCUAAAUGUAUUGCAACCCUAGAAGUGUGUGACAGGCUCUUGCUUCACAUAGGUGGUGGAAUCAGUCUCUGUUAUUUGUGGUUUUAUUUUACAACAUACACUGUAUUAUUUUACUGCCAUAUCAAAAUACUUUGGUUCACUUACAAAAUCACAUUGUCACAGCUGCUCUCAAGACACCUUCAUUAGUUACAGAUAUGAAGACUGUGGAAACAGAUUUGUGUUGGGACACAGGGACUGCUUUCUGUUCAGGAAAUGGUUCUUUGGAAGGAAUUUGUUUUCUCUUCCUUCUGAACAUGGGGGAUCUUUACCACUGGAUUGUGUUGCUUCCAGUGGGAUUAGAAAAGGCAAACAUUUUAGCUGGCUCUAGUUUUAUUUAACUGUCCCAACUCAGCAAAGAAUUAAACUAGUGGAGAAAGUUGCCAGUUGAGAAGGAAAGAAAAAUUGGUCCUAAACAAAGAGAGGAAGAAGGGACUAUUGUGUAAUAUAAGGUAUUCCAGUUCAUGACGGUCUAUUGACAGGAGUCUGGUUUGUACCAUGCACUUGGUAAUAUUCAUUUAUCCUAUCAAACAGUUUUUUUUUUGUGAUACUGUAAAUGAAAUCUAA